CUUUACAAAAAUGUGACUAUUCUGACACAAUUUCGGGAUAUGUUAAAGAAAAAUGACCGAAAAUGCUUGGUUCGUCCUCGGAAGAGCUGCUAAAGUUUCUGGAGAACCUUUACAGUGCACGAACUUACGCCGACAUGUUGCCGACCGAGCCUAUUUCACCUCAUGCUGUUUCAACCGAGUCGUCGCCAACAUAUAGUGUUGUUGAAUAUGUGGGUGAAAACUACAGUUUUCCAAGUUGGAGAAAACCCUUAUUCCAACAACUGCCAUAUGGAAUACAAGUGUGUGUAUUCAAACCCUGUCACCACUGACACGAAGAGAAGCAAAAUAAGUUAAAUACAUAGCAUUUUUACUAGUAAU
This is a messenger RNA of Acanthoscelides obtectus, 357 nucleotides long. The record is from the annotation of a GenBank genome assembly. NCBI's taxonomy places the organism in Eukaryota, Metazoa, Arthropoda, Insecta, Coleoptera, Chrysomelidae.